Aspergillus tubingensis is the source of this 621-nucleotide messenger RNA. RefSeq names its product ATG16 family protein. The coding region runs from base 1 to 621 and encodes 206 amino acids. The transcript has 3 exons. The record is from RefSeq and is a predicted model, not a curated record. Lineage: Eukaryota; Fungi; Ascomycota; Eurotiomycetes; Eurotiales; Aspergillaceae.
AUGGCCCACUGGAAAGAGGAGUACUCCGCCGCGCUGGCGGCUCGUGAUCGACGAGAGAAAGCCAGCAUAGCUAUUUACGAUGCUUAUACCAAACUGGCCGAUCGCACGGUUCAGGGAGCAGCGGCUAGCAACCCACCGAGCUCAGAUCCGGUUGAAGCACAGCAUGUGCCAUCCGACACUUUAGCAUCCCGCUCCAGCAAGGCGCCAUCAGGAGCAGGAGCACAAGACCCAUCUCUACAAGAGACUCUCCUAGCAACACGUGCAGACCUGGCUGAGGCGCAGCGGUCACGCUCCGAACUGCAGGACCAGCUCACACGCAUGACCGCUGACUUGGAGAAGCUGCGGAAGAGAAGCACUCAGGAUAGCAGACGGAUUCGCUUAUUUGAAAAUGAGAUCGCCCAUCUUCAACUACGCUUAAAGGAUCGAGAUGAGGAAUUGCGCGGGAAGGCAAAGUUAUUGGAGGAUUUCCAAGACGAGCUGGCAUCGUUGAACCUUCAACUGAAUAUGGCUGAAGAGCGGUCAUCCCGGCUGCAGAAGGAGAACCAAGAUCUUGUUGAUCGCUGGAUGGAUAGAAUGGGUAAGGAAGCAGAAGCCUUGAACGAUGCCUCUAAAUUUUCAUAG